AUGAAAUAAUAUUUAACUACAGCAUUUGUGGCCUUGCUAAUGGCAGCUGGAUAUUACAAUGUUUCUUAUGAAAAUAAAUCAGACUUUGAGGUUUGGGCAACACAAAAUAACAAGUUUUAUACCGAAUCCGAAAAAAUGUACAGAAUGGGAAUAUACUAUUCCAACAAGAAAAUGAUUGAAGAACAUAACAAAAGAGACGAUGUUACUUAUAAAAUGGGGGAGAAUUAAUUUAUGGCUCUUACAAACGAAGAGUUUGUUGACCUCUAUUUAUAAAAAAGUAUUCCUCCUAUGGAUACAAUCGAAUUGUUAAUCCCAAAAAUUUAACUUGAAGGAUUAAAUGCAGUUGAUUGGAAAAAUUACUCAUCUGUCAAAUAUCAAGGUAAUUGCCAUGCAGGAUAUGCCUUUUCUGUAAGUAAUUCAGUGGAAGCCUGGUAUGGAAUAAAAAAAUAUUAAAAAAUAUCUCCAUCCACCUAACAAAUAAUAGACUGUGAUUAUAACUCUUCAGGAUGUGAUGGAGGUUAUAAUAUGUACGCUAUGGAUUAUGUACGCAGUGUAGGAUUGACAUCAAACUAAAGUUAUCCAUAUGCUGACAAAGAAUAGGUUUGUAAAUAAUCAAGAAAUGGCUCAUAUUUUAUUUCAGGCUAUUUAUUUGUCGGAGGGUAUUAAGAGAACUUAUAGUAUUACUUAUCCAAUUAUCCAGUGUCAGUGGCAGUUAAUGCUAAUAAUUGGUAGUUUUAUAAUUCAGGAGUAUUUUAAAACUGUACUUCAAAUGAGACUAAUCAUCAUGCAUUGGCAGUAGGUUUUGAUAAUAAUAGUAAUUGGAUUGUUUAAAAUUCAUGGGGAUCUUGGUGGGGUGAAGAUGGACAUAUCAGAUUAAAAGAAUAGAAUACAUGUGGUAUCUUAAAUUAUGCUUAUCAAAUCUAUUGA
Paramecium tetraurelia is the source of this 927-nucleotide messenger RNA. RefSeq lists its product as uncharacterized. The record is from RefSeq and is a predicted model, not a curated record. Gene Ontology annotation, molecular function: cysteine-type endopeptidase activity. Gene Ontology annotation, cellular component: lysosome. NCBI's taxonomy places the organism in Eukaryota, Ciliophora, Oligohymenophorea, Peniculida, Parameciidae. The transcript has a single exon.